AUGAUGAGUGAGGUUGAUGAUGUGAAUGAUUUCCUCUCAGUAACUGUCAGUAAAGUUGUUCAUACACCAACAGAUGAUAAACUGCAGCUGUGUUUUUUCUCUCCAUCAGAUUUCUGUGAACUGGAACUGGACACAAACACAGUGAACAGAAAACUACAACUGUCUGACAACAACAGGAAGGUGACAUGGGUGUGGGACAAGGAUCAGUCAUAUCCUGAUCAUCCAGACAGAUUUGACAUCCUGCCUCAGCUGCUGUGUAGAACUGGUCUGACUGGUCGCUGUUACUGGGAGGUUGAGUGGAGAGGAGAAGUUGAAAUAUCAGUGAGUUACAGAAGAAUCAGGAGGAAAGGAGGCAGUGGUGACUGUAUGUUUGGAAGGAAUGAUCAGUCCUGGAGUCUGUUCUGCUCUGAUCAUGGUUACUAUGUCUGGCACAAUAACAUAUCAUUCAUCUCCUGGUCCUCCUCUGUCUCUGACAGAGUAGCAGUGUAUGUGGACUGUCCUGCCGGCACUCUGUCCUUCUACACCGUCUCCUCUGACACACUGAUCCACCUCCACACCUUCAACACCACAUUCACUGAACCUCUUUAUCCUGGGUUCAGGAUCAAGUCUCCUGGUUCCUCAGUGUCUCUGUGUGAUGUGUGUUUGAGGAGCCAUAACCAAGGAUACAUGAGGCCAUUUUUCACAGAAGUGUUUUUGUGAACAGACGCGUCCGUUUAUCAGAAAUCUGUUGGUGAAUGGAUGCUUCAGAUGAAGAACCCUAAAAAGACAGCUCAUGUCGGUAAUAACGUUUUUCCUCAAGGUCUUUCUCCUCACAUUUUCCUCACAUCUUAUGUGGGCAGGACCAAGGCAAGGAAAAGAUGUAAGUGAGGGAAGUAACGGUACUUAUAGAGACUUGGGAUGUACCCUUUGACACGUAAGCAGCAGGGAAGUGCUUGUUACGUUGUAUAGUAUUUGGGA
Messenger RNA from Monopterus albus (swamp eel), 957 nucleotides. RefSeq names its product neoverrucotoxin subunit alpha-like. NCBI's taxonomy places the organism in Eukaryota, Metazoa, Chordata, Actinopteri, Synbranchiformes, Synbranchidae. The record is from RefSeq and is a predicted model, not a curated record. Gene Ontology annotation, molecular function: protein binding. The transcript has 2 exons. The coding region runs from base 1 to 699 and encodes 232 amino acids.